CUCCCGAAAGAAUAUUUUUAAACAAAAUUGUACCAUUUUUAUUUUUUCAUUUUUAGCUUGCUUAUUCAUUUAUAUAUUAUCUUGUUAUUCUAAAAUGCAACGAAGCGAUGGUAGAAGCGGAGGAGGCCAACGUGGUUAUGGAGGUGGUGGUGGAUCACGAGGGGGAGGUGGUGGUGGAGGUCAAAGAGGCGGUGGAGGUGGCGGACGACGUGAUGAAGGAAGUAGUGGUGGAUAUCGCGGUGGCGGAGGCGGUGGUGGGCAUCGUGGAGGUGGAGGAGGGGGUUAUCAAUCUCGAGGCGGUGGAGGAGGCUACCAACCUCGAGGAGGGCAGGAUAGAGGAGGUGGUAGUUCUCGUGGACCACAAGGAUUCUCACAAGGAUAUCGCGAAGAACCGGCUAGAAGCAGUUCAUCCACCUCUUCACAGCCUGAGCAGCAAUCGCUCCCCGCACAUAUGAUGGCUCCUCCAGUUCAACAGCAACAGAAAGAGUUGAUGCCAUCUCAGAAGCGUGUGGAUGAGUUGUCCUGUCCUCCGCCAAUGCUACCAGCAACUGGUUUCGUCCAAAAGUGUCAGGGCAUAUGCUCCAUUUAUACACUUAAAGUGGAGCCUGGUCGAAGAGCUUUUCGCUAUGAUGUUGACAUAAGUCGACUUCCUAUGCCUAAACGUAAUGGAGCUAUGGAUGAGGGCAAAAGUCUUGUAAGAGGAGCUGAUGAUGGACAGCGUGCUCUAAAUCGCAAUCUGUGCUUCGAACUAAUUACAUUGGCAUUUACAACUAACAAUCGAUUUGGAAUGCCUGUUGGUCAUGAGAUUGUUUAUGAUUGCAAAGCUGUUAUGUUCACUUCCAUGCCUAUACAACCAUUUGAUGUACAGGGAGGUCAUCAAUUUAUUCUAGAAAAUCACCAGGUUAAUGAUUAUGUUCGUGCUUAUUGUGGUGAUGGACAAAAUGUUCGUUUUCUUGUUCAUAUUAAAAGAAAUUCGUCUGUGCCGGAAUUGGAUUUGAACGAUUUUACUCAAUAUAUGAAUGGAACAAGCGUAUUCAAUGAAGAUCAUUCCCUUAGAACAUUCUUUGAAAUUGCUAUAUCGCAAUUUGCAUUAAACAACGAAUUAUUUGUAUCAAUUGGAGCUGGAAAACUUUUCGAGUACUUUGAUCCAAGUCAAAAUCCUAAGCGUGUUGGUAAUGGAAUGUAUUUGCGUAAAGGACUUUCAAAGGGUGUUAAAGUUAUUAAGAACGAUAACCCAUUUACUAAUGGGAAAAAUGGAGGAGGAAAUAACAACAAAGGACCGAGAGCUGCUGUUGUCUUGGAUGCAAAAGUUGCUUUGUUUUUUGAACCACAAGCUUUGCAUUUGACUGUUUUGGACAUGCUACCAAGAUCAAAUGGUCGUCAAACACGUCUUUCAGAUCAUCCACCAAAAGUUUGGCAAGAAGUUGAACGUUUAUUAGAAGAUUUGCGUGUUGAAGUUGUUUAUAGACGUACAAGAACUUUUCAAUUGGGCAAAUUUACUGAAAAACCUUUGAGAGAUUUAUAUAUUGAUGUUGACUUGCCUAAUGGUGCAGGAACUAAAAGAAUGUCUUUGGCAGAAUAUUUUCUUUGGAAAUAUAAUAUUAAAUUGGAGUAUCUUGACUUGCCUUGUAUUAAAUCGAACUCUUAUUUACCGCCAGGAAAGAAGCCUGAAGUUUUUCCUUUGGAAGUCUUAAAUGUUAUGGAGGAUCAGCGUGUUCCUCUUCAAAAAACUUCAUCUGAGUUGAUGGGACAAUUGCUUGUUGCUAAUUCUAUGCUUCCUGGUCAACGAAUGGACGCUAUUAAUAAAUUAGGAAUGGAUCUUGGCUUAUUUCACGAUAGAAAUCCUGUAUUAAAUGCUUUUGGUAUCUCAAUUGAUCAAAAAUCGAAUCGGGUUUUUUUGUUAUUUUUAUUUAAAAAAAUUUUUUUAAAGAUUGUUAUUGGUGUUCGUUCUUUGCCUCGUUUACGUUUCAAAAAUCGUGUUGUUGAGCCCGAUAGUCAAAAAGCUGAAUGGCGUAGAGAUGGAAGCCGUCUUCCAUAUUUACAGGCUAUGGGGCAAUUACACAAUUGGAUUAUUUUGUGUUCUAAUCGAGAUGGUGAACUUGCUGAUCGUUUUGCUAGAAUGUUGUUAGAUAUGGGGAGACAAAAGGGAAUGCAAUUAGCAGAACCUGAAAUCGUUCCUUUCAGUUGUUCGGAGAAUAAUGAUCGUGACUGGUCGAGUAAAUUCGAAAAAUGUGCUAGUAAUCGGAUUCAGUUUAUUAUGUUGAUAGAUAUGAAACGCAAUGACACUCAUGGAUUGUUGAAAUUAUACGAGGCAAUGUAUAAACCAAUUGUAACACAACAUGUUACGCUUGAGAAAGCUCGGGAUAUUGUCAAUAAAAAUCAACGUCAGACACUCGAAAAUGUUUUAAAUAAAAUGAAUAUGAAGAAUUUUGGCUUAAAUUAUCAACCACAAAUUGAAGAUAUUGGUAAACGUUUUGCUCUUGAAACUGGAAAAGUUUUGGUGGUAAGAAAUUUGUUUGAAAAUUUUAUUUUUGUUUUUUUUUUUUCAAAAUUUUCGAUUGGUUAUGAUGUUGCUCAUCCUUCACCAAUGAGAGCAGCAGACAAGAGACGACUGACGGCUCAAGGGGAGAAUAGUUUAAGUUCGUUGGAGCCUUCUGUUGUUGGGAUUUGUGCAAAUAUGGCAGACAAUCCACACGCUUUUGUUGGCGAUUAUUUCUAUCAGGAAUCACGUCGUGAAGCAUUAGACAUGCGUCAAUUAGCUGAUCGAGUUUCUUGGAUUUUGCGUAAUUUAGAGCAACGACGAUCUGAACAUCGUCGUCCACCUUUUAUUUUUAUUAUACGUGAUGGGCUUUCUGAAGGGCAAUUUGCUAUGGCUUGUAAAGAAGAAUUGGAAGCUAUUCGUAUUGGAUGUAAAGAAUAUGAUCCUUCUUAUCGUCCACGUUUUUUACUUAUUGUCGGAACUAAGCGUCAUUUCAAAAAAUUCUUUAUCGAGAACGGACCUAGGCUAACUGACAGCGCUAACCUUCCACCAGGUUCGGUUAUUGAUCAACAAAUUGUGCGGGCUGAUUUGACUGAAUUUUAUAUGCAACCUCAUGUACCACUAAAGGGUACUGGAAAAGCUAUAGAAUAUGCAGUUUUAGAAAACGGAGUUGGUAUAACUAUGGACGAACUUCAAGCAUUUCUAAUGUCAUUAAGUUAUUCCCAUCAGAUUGUAAACAUUGCGACGUCUUUAACUGCGCCAGUAUAUCAAGCACACGAAUUGGCAAAGAGAGGAAAGAACAAUUUUAAUGCUUUUAGAAAGUUUUAUCGCGAUAAUGUUCCCGAACGUGAAUUACCUUUGCCGUCGGCUCACGGUGGUACUCCAAUUAAAAUUGUUGAUUAUCGUGGUGUUACUCAUUUGUUGGCCUAUUGGGGUAAUGGGACAACAAUUCUUUCGCAUCGUUUUACUGCUUGA
Messenger RNA from Meloidogyne enterolobii, 3454 nucleotides. The record is from the annotation of a GenBank genome assembly. Lineage: Eukaryota; Metazoa; Nematoda; Chromadorea; Rhabditida; Meloidogynidae.